This is a messenger RNA of Amorphotheca resinae ATCC 22711, 429 nucleotides long. RefSeq lists its product as hypothetical. The coding region runs from base 1 to 429 and encodes 142 amino acids. The transcript has a single exon. Lineage: Eukaryota; Fungi; Ascomycota; Leotiomycetes; Helotiales; Amorphothecaceae. The record is from RefSeq and is a predicted model, not a curated record.
AUGCCGCCGAUUAUUACCCGUAUACCCGUAUACCCGAAUACGGAACACUCAGCACCCGGCCCCACCCGGCCCACUGCCGUACCGUACCCGAAGCGAACGCGCCAAUCCGAAGACGGCCGUCAAGUGGUGCGACAGCGACAGGCCAGCGCCAGGGGAAACCUCGCCUCACCGCAGCGUCCUUGCGGUGUGCCGUACUGUACCGUGGUGCACUUCGACGACGGAUAUACUGUCCCUCGCCCAGGGAAUCUGGUGACGCCCUGGUCCAGCAACGUACGACAAUCCUGCCCUCCACCACCACGCCCGGAAUUGCCGGACUGCAUCCUCGUACGGCCCACCGCGAGUAUAUCCUCUGAGAUCAGCGGCCAGAUAACGAUUCCUCCUCACUCCAACACGUUCGAGUCGAAAUCUCUCGUCCUGGCCUUUGCUUGA